UUUUUUAUAUGUCUUCACAAAUGGUUAAAGCUUUCUCCAGGUAACAAAAAAUAUUCAGUGUGAGCUUAAAAGACAUAAACAGAUACUGCCUGCUUGUAUAUAGCUGAGAAAGUUGUUUUAGUGAAGUUCGUUCAACUCGUAACUUGAGUUAGAUAAUAUUUGAUAUCAUCGGACUACUACAUUACAUCUUUCUACUCUUAUUGAUGAUAAAUUUUGUUUAUAUGAUAUAUUUUUGAUUAUUUUGUUACAAUUCUUUCGAUUUUAAAAAAGAAGUGACUAUAAAUAAUAAAUAAUUUAAAAAAAUGAUAAAUACCGAUGAAUAUUAUGAAACAGUUAUUCAACUUGUAAAUGAAGCUGGAAUGCUCAUCAAAAAUAAUAUCAACAGACAAAAGAAUGUUUUAACUAAAUCUUGCGAUGUUGACUUAGUAACAGAAAGUGAUCGUCAGGUUGAAAGACUUUUGAUGGAUGGUAUAUCUGCAAAAUUUCCCGAUCAUAAAUUUAUUGGUGAGGAAACUACGGCAGAAACAAACAAUAAAAUAGAAUUAACUGAUGAUCCAACAUGGAUUAUAGAUCCAAUAGAUGGUACUAUGAAUUUUGUGCAUAGUUUUCCACAUGUUUGUAUUUCAAUUGCAUUAUUGAUUGAUAAAACAGCUGAAAUAGGAAUCAUUUACAAUCCAAUUUUGGAUCAACAAUUUACAGCUAGAAAAGGAAAAGGAGCAUUCUUAAAUGGAAAAGCGAUUAAUGUUUCUAAAGAAACAGAACUGCAAAAUGCAUUAAUUAUGAUGGAAAUGGGAACUAGCAGAGAUCCUGAAAAGACGAAAGUUCUUAUAGAAAAUAUUACUAAAUUAACGCCUCUUAUCCAUGGGACUCGAGCUUUAGGUUCAGCAGCACUAAAUAUGUGUAUGGUUGCUAUGGGAGCUGCUGAUAUUAAUUAUGAAUUUGGAAUUCACGCUUGGGAUAUUGCUGCUGGAGAUCUUAUAGUCAGAGAAGCUGGUGGUGUCUGUAUUGAUCCUGCGGGCGGGACAUUUGAUGUUAUGAGCAGAAGAGUAUUGUGCGCAUCAACUAUGUCACUUGCUCAGAAAAUAGCAAAAAUUUUAAUACAAUAUUAUCCUGAACGAGAUUAAAUUCAUUAAUUUAUUUUCAUAUAUCUAUUUUAUAAUUGAUUGACUCGCAGGGUAUAUAUACAACCUUUAAAAAAAUAUGUUGAAAAAAAAUUGAAUUUAUAUACACAAUAAAUAUUCCACAGAAGAUUCCAUUCUUAAAGAAAAAUUGUACAAGAUAAUGGAUUUUUUAAUCCAAAUAAAAUUAAAUGAACAUUAUUAACAAAUUGUUCCAUAUAUAGUCUAUAAUAAAUGUUAUAUAAAUUUUAA
This is a messenger RNA of Leptopilina boulardi, 1370 nucleotides long. Its product is annotated as inositol monophosphatase 1-like. Gene Ontology annotation, molecular function: inositol monophosphate 1-phosphatase activity. The record is from RefSeq and is a predicted model, not a curated record. The transcript is spliced from 6 exons. The coding region runs from base 303 to 1124 and encodes 273 amino acids. NCBI's taxonomy places the organism in Eukaryota, Metazoa, Arthropoda, Insecta, Hymenoptera, Figitidae. Gene Ontology annotation, biological process: phosphatidylinositol phosphate biosynthetic process; inositol metabolic process; signal transduction.